Protopterus annectens (West African lungfish) is the source of this 2346-nucleotide messenger RNA. RefSeq names its product golgi reassembly stacking protein 2 (gene GORASP2). Gene Ontology annotation, cellular component: Golgi apparatus. The record is from RefSeq and is a predicted model, not a curated record. Gene Ontology annotation, molecular function: protein binding. Lineage: Eukaryota; Metazoa; Chordata; Ceratodontiformes; Protopteridae. Bases 148 to 1443 code for a protein of 431 amino acids. The transcript has 10 exons. Gene Ontology annotation, biological process: Golgi organization.
UCCCAGCGUUCUGUGCGCGUGCAUUCCUAGUGCCACGUAAUAGGUGAUAGUGUACCGGCGCAUCCAAGAGCUAACAUCUUGCACCUUGUGGGUGAUUAAGAUUUAUUAUCUUGUUUCUUCGAGGUUUUCUAGGGAUUUCUUGUAGUGAUGGGAGGAUCGCAGAGCGUGGAGAUUCCUGGUGGGGGUACCGAGGGAUAUCAUGUUCUCAGGGUACAAGAGAACUCACCAGGACACAGAGCUGGGCUGGAGCCAUUUUUUGACUUUGUUGUCUCUAUCAAUGACACACGUUUGAAUCGAGACAAUGACACACUAAAAGAUCUGCUAAAAGUGAAUGUUGAGAAACCAGUGAAAAUGCAGGUGUACAGCAGCAAGACUCUGGAACUUCGUGAGACAACUGUCACCCCAAGUAAUCUUUGGGGAGGACAGGGAUUACUGGGUGUGAGCAUUCGCUUCUGCAGCUUUGAGGGAGCCAAUGAAAAUGUGUGGCAUGUACUGGAAGUAGAACCAAAUUCACCAGCUGCACUUGCAGGCUUGAGACCACACACAGACUACAUUAUUGGUGCAGAUACAGUCAUGAAUGAGUCAGAAGACCUCUUCUCCCUUAUAGAAACUCACGAGCAGAAGCCAUUAAAACUUUACGUUUACAAUACAGACACAGACAGCUGUCGAGAGGUGGUCAUCACACCCAAUUCUGCAUGGGGUGGCGAAGGAAGUCUAGGAUGUGGAAUUGGUUAUGGUUACUUGCAUCGAAUUCCUACACGACCAUUUGAAGAGGGGAAAAAAAUGAGUCUUCCAGGACAGCCACCUAAUGCACCUGUUGCACCUGUUAAAGAUGGCUUUACAGAGGUUCAGCUUUCAGCUCUUUCUGGAGCUACAGGUAUUGAACAGUCUAUGUCCGGACUGUCUGUCAGUUCAACUCCAUCAACAAUCAGCAGUGCUUUCAACACAGGAGUUCCUACUGUACCUGUAUUACCUACGCACAUGUCUUCAUCUGUAAGUGACCUAUCGCCAGUAAAUCCCUCUACUACAUUGCCAGGUCUAAUGCCUCUACCACCAGGACUGUCUGCUCUGUCCAGCAUACCAAACCUGAAUUUUUCUUUAUCAAAUUUAAAUCCUCUGGGUGCACCAGGAGCUGGCUUGCCUGCACAUCUUGGUUUGCCAACUGUUGCUCCAUUGCCACCACUUAAUAUUCCUGGGAUAGCUGCUCUACCAAUGACCACCACAGUUCCCUCACAGUUUCCUUUGGUGUCAGGAGCUUCUCAGUCUAUUUCACAACUGGGUAAUCUUCCUCUGGAUGGCACACAACAAGCACCUUCCUUAAUUUUGGAUACAGCAACAAUUGCCAAGACAUUAGCUGUUGAGAAGUCACGUGAAUUCACUGCAGUCAGUGAAAAAAUGUAUUCCGAGCCCACAGAUAUGCAAGCUUCCUCUGAAUCAUCUUAACAUCAGAACUUUCUUUUGAGGAUAGAGAUUAGCAUAUUUAUUUAGCUACAGAAGAAACAUUUAUAAGUGUACUGAGGUGCAGACAUUGGUCUGUUCAAGCUAAGUUCUUAUCUGAAGAACUUUGUAAAUUAUUAUGACACUGAGAUUAAUAGGCUUAAGAAAAGGAAAGAUCUUUUCCUCCCUAAAAAGUGAACUAAGGUCAGUCUAGCAGCUAGCACAGAGGAUUAAGGCUAUGAGUUGCUAAUGAGCGUUAUGUUGUAGUCCAGGAUUUGAUUCAGUCAGCCUCUAUUUGCCUGCCGUGUAACUCUGAGCAAAGUCAUUUAACCAGGCAGUACUCCUGGGUCACUCCUUAAAAAGGCUUGUACCUAGUAGGUUGACCUGAUUAACAAAUGCAUAAAAAAGGUAGCAGUUAAAUGUUGCCAUUCAGGCCAGCAUGUGCAUUCCUACUCAGGUGUCCAUAACUUGACAAAUUAAGUUAAGGGUAUUGUAUGUUUUACUUCUGGAGAAAUAUAUGCUCUGUUACACUUUCUAAUGUAGCUCCAAGGAUCUUUUUAUUGUGCCUAAAGUCAGUUAACUUUAAAUGGAAUGGAGGGAAUGUUUCAGAACAGAAUAUUACAGCCCUUAUUAAUAGAAUGUACAUUAUUUAUAAAAUGCAUUUUCAUGAUUUCUGUAUGCAGACUAUUCACAUUGUUUUUUCAAGUGAGUGGGAGUAUUCCAAACUUUUUUCUGUAAGUGAUUUUUGUUGCUGUGCACAUGCAGUGGCAUUUGAAGAACUUGAGGCAGACAUAAAGUACAAAUGUUUUGCACAACUCUAAGCCAACAGGUGGGCACCCUGAGACUACUUGUUCAAAAACUGCAUUCUGUUGAGAAACAUACUACAGCAAUAAACUGGUAUUUUACUCA